GUCCCCAACAGGAUGGGUUUCUCCACUGUUCUCAUUGGCCUCCUGUUGAUCAUGGUAAAGAUCAUACCAGACCCAGGCAUGUCAUACAAUAUAACUUCCAACAAUUCCAGCUUCCCAGUAUAUUUACCAGGCAUGUCAAACCUUACCAUUUCAAGCCAGUUCAACGAGUCCAGCUUCCCAAUAUAUUUACCAGUGUCAGGAAGCUGUGCUGCUCCUGAAUUGUGCUGUCCUUUAGAAAAUGAUAGCUGCAAUAAUAAUGGCUGUUUCUGUGAUGUGGCUUGCCUGAGAUUCCAUGACUGCUGUCCUGACUUCAUAUCCACCUGUGUCACAGGCAUGUCAUACAAUACAACUAAUACAACUAACAACCCAUCCAGCUUCCCAACAUAUUUACCAGGAAGCUGUAAGGCAGCACCUGCUCUCUGCUGUGGUGGAUAUAACCUUAGUUGCUUUCGAGGCUGCUUCUGUGAUGAAGCCUGUGUGAGCUUUGGGGACUGCUGCUCAGACUACAACAGCACAUGCAAAGGUUUGCCUGAUGUGCUCAUUGUGAACGUGCGACUUAGAGCUAGUCUGGACAAACCAGAGGAAGCAGUUCUUUACACGGCUUCUCAAGCUCUGGGGGAAAUUUUAAAAAAUUAUAGUGAUGUUUUUUCGCUUCUAAUCCUGAAAAUCAAAAAAACAUGA
Messenger RNA from Electrophorus electricus (electric eel), 681 nucleotides. The record is from RefSeq and is a predicted model, not a curated record. NCBI's taxonomy places the organism in Eukaryota, Metazoa, Chordata, Actinopteri, Gymnotiformes, Gymnotidae.